Linum tenue is the source of this 294-nucleotide messenger RNA. The record is from the annotation of a GenBank genome assembly. Lineage: Eukaryota; Viridiplantae; Streptophyta; Magnoliopsida; Malpighiales; Linaceae.
CGAAUGAACCCCAAUUCUGAAGUGCCUCUUUUCCGAUUCAGGAAAUAUGAAGACCUAAAUCCUCCACGUGUCGAGGAUUUUUGCUACAUAACUGAUAAUACUUACACCAAAAAGGAGGUUAGUUGGGUUUUCCCUAAGCACGCCACGCACACAAGAAUCAUGACAAGAGCUGCUCAGGAUAAGGAUAGUUCUAAUGUUGAAUCACGAGAUUUACUGUCUUGCUUUGUGACGGCGCAGUUUAAGCACGUAGCAACAUUAGUCCCUCCCCCAGAAAUCCCGUUGGAGCUAUUCUAA